This is a messenger RNA of Caenorhabditis bovis, 2337 nucleotides long. Lineage: Eukaryota; Metazoa; Nematoda; Chromadorea; Rhabditida; Rhabditidae. The record is from the annotation of a GenBank genome assembly.
AUGCCGAUCCCGAAAGUUCACGGAACACCACCAAAUUCAUUGGCUCUUCGUCGAAUGCCGUUAGUUGUCAUUCCAAGAAAGCGAAAAUAUAAGAACUACGUGUCUCGUCGAAAGAAUACUCAGUUGCUGGCCAGCCUCCGUCGGUGCGUGUCCGAUCCAAACAUUUACAAAAGCUACAACCAUUGGAAAGGGCUUUCUCGUCCUUUGACUCCAGUGAAGUCAGGUGCACCAACCCCAAAAUCAACGUCUACUACAAGCAACCAGUCUCUUGUGGAGAAAAAGAAGCCUCAAUCAGUAUCAGCAACAAACUCGGUCGCAGUGAAAACGCCGAGGAAAGAUGAUGAGAACAUUUCACCCAAUGUUGCCGCAGCAGAGAUACCUUUCGGCAAUUCAUCGAUCACAAAACAAGUUUCUGGAAAGCUCACCGAACUCAAAAGCAAGAACACCGUGACGAAUUCUACUAAUAAAUCUGUUUUGCGAAUCCCAUCUACAACCAAAAUUCCUCCAAGUUCAUCUACAAAAGAGAAGCCGUCACCAUUUGCACCAGCAAUUGGAACUCAAAAAGACCCGAACAAGCCGCCCGUUAGUAAGCAAAACUCAUUUCAAAAACCGCCCCCGCCAACAUCUACAAGUGUUGCGAAGACAAAUAAGGUUCCACCAUCUCCGGAAGCAAUUCGCAAAAUUGAUGGAAUUGAAUUUUUGCCUGCCGAUACCCAACAAUCUUCGUCAACAGUUCAACCCGCAUCAGGAGCAAAGGCGCUUCGAAAAGCUUAUGGCUCAAAGAGCGGAACAACGAUUUGCGCAAUCGGUUCACCCCUCGGUGGACCAUCAACCAGCAGUUCGAAUCAACAACAAGAUGAUGAAAAACGUCUUAUCGAGAAAAAAUUGUCACUGCGGCGAAAAAAGAACGAAACCAGUCGAGAAGGUGGUGUUCUAGCAGUUUCGAAAUCCGGAAUCGAGCUGGUCAAAGAGCAAACGGACGAGCAAAAAGCAAAAAAGACGGUCAACGCCGUUGCAGCAGCUUUUUCAGUAUUGCAAGAUGAACCAGCAUCGAAUCAAACUGCAAAAGAUGCAAAACCUCAACCCUCAACAGCCGUCGCAAAGCCAAAGUCUGCAGCAGCUCAAAGCCUGCUUGCGCAGCUCCAAUUACCGCCUUCAGUAUCUGCUAAAGUCGACAAAAUUAUUGCCAGCGGGGAUAAAGCUAGACGGACAAAACCGCAGGUUCGAACAAAAGCUCGGGAAGCAUCUGGAUAUUCAAACCGAAAAGCACCAAUUGAAGAUGACAAAGAUGGUCAUUUAAUAUAUUCUAAUGGAGAUACGAUAUUGGCAAGAUUCACAAUACAGGAUACACUUGGUGAAGGCACUUUCGGCAAAGUGGUUAAAGUCCACGAUGCUGCUGAGCAAUCACUGAUGGCAUUGAAGAUUAUCAAAAAUGUUGGAAAAUAUCGAGACGCUGCCAAAUUGGAGAUCAAAGUUUUGCACAAACUACGCGAAAAAGACCCGAAAGGAGAAAAAUGGGUAAUCCACCUUCAGGAAUCUUUUGACUAUCAUGGACAUAUUUGUCUUCUGUUCAAUCUUAUGGGCCUCAGCAUUUUUGAUUUCUUGAAAACAAAUCAUUAUCGGCCAUACCCUAUGCACCACACCCUUCAUAUAGCGUAUCAAGUCUGUAAUGCGGUCAAAUUUUUGCACGAUAACAAACUCACUCACACUGACUUGAAACCGGAGAAUAUCCUAUUUACGAACAGUUCAUACGUGACCGAGAUUCAUGAUCGCAAACCUGUAAGAAUAUUGAAAAACACCCAUGUACGGCUGAUCGAUUUUGGAAGUGCCACGUUUGAUAACGAGCAUCACUCGACCAUUGUUUCCACUAGACACUAUCGAGCUCCAGAAGUCAUCUUGGAGCUUGGAUGGUCACAACCAUGUGACGUCUGGUCAAUUGGAUGCAUUCUUUAUGAAUUGUACACGGGUGUCACGUUGUUCCAAACUCACGAAAAUCGCGAACAUUUGGCAAUGAUGGAACGUGUCUUGGGAGAUAUUCCUGUACGAAUGGCCAAAAAAACAAAGACAAAAUUCUUUGUCGAUGGAAGGCUUGAUUGGGUUGGAACUACUUCGGAUGCGAUGUACGUCCGUGAUAAUUGCAAACCAUUAAGAAGAUCAAUGCAAUCAACCGAUCCAGAACACGUUGAGCUUUUCGAAUUGAUUGAAAUGAUGUUGAUUUAUGAGCCAAGCUCUCGACUCUGUUUGAAGGAAGCUCUCGACCAUAGAUACUUCAAGCGCUUACCGGCGCAUUUAAAGAUUCCCAAUUCGUUGUCGAAAGGGUUCAACGGCGAUUCAUAA